Adelges cooleyi (spruce gall adelgid) is the source of this 441-nucleotide messenger RNA. RefSeq lists its product as uncharacterized. The transcript is spliced from 3 exons. Lineage: Eukaryota; Metazoa; Arthropoda; Insecta; Hemiptera; Adelgidae. Bases 4 to 441 code for a protein of 145 amino acids. The record is from RefSeq and is a predicted model, not a curated record.
AAAAUGAGUGACAUCAAGUCUUUCGAGGGACACCUCGCCGAAAAGAAGCCAGCGUUGUCUGGAAAACGUGGAAGAUCCAACGACGACAGUGUACCGGACUUUUCGCUUCCGCCGCCGUUUAAAAUGCAAAAAAUUGAAGACCCGCAUGCUUCUUGCACGGCUACCAUUGCUGAACUCAGAGAACAAAUAGCUAAGAUGCAACAAACGUCGAAGCAAAAAGAUGCGCAAAUUUUUAUGAAAGAUAAAUUGAUUUUCGUUCUGAAAGCAAAACGUUUCGCCGCCGAAACUGAGCUUCGCAAAAAGAUGGACUCCGAAAAAAAAGUUCAUAACAGGAAAGCGGAAAUGUUAACGAAUAAAGUCCAAACACUACAAAACGAAGUUGACGCUUUGACCAAAAGCAACCACAAACUGAGUGGAAAGUGUGGCGGCAAGGCGAAAUAA